Messenger RNA from Antrostomus carolinensis (chuck-will's-widow), 2089 nucleotides. RefSeq names its product 1-phosphatidylinositol 4,5-bisphosphate phosphodiesterase gamma-1. The record is from RefSeq and is a predicted model, not a curated record. The transcript is spliced from 16 exons. NCBI's taxonomy places the organism in Eukaryota, Metazoa, Chordata, Aves, Caprimulgiformes, Caprimulgidae. Gene Ontology annotation, biological process: phosphatidylinositol metabolic process; release of sequestered calcium ion into cytosol; phosphatidylinositol-mediated signaling. Gene Ontology annotation, molecular function: phosphatidylinositol-4,5-bisphosphate phospholipase C activity; protein binding. The annotation marks the transcript as partial. Gene Ontology annotation, cellular component: ruffle membrane.
GAGAUCCAGCCGGGUGCAACACUGCCGGAUCCAUUCACGGCAGGAAGCCGGUGCCACCAAGUUCUACCUGACAGACAACCUGGUCUUUGACAGCCUCUACAGACUCAUCUGCCACUACCGCGAGGUGCCCCUCCGCUGCAAUGAGUUUGAGAUGCGCCUCACCGACCCCGUCCCCCAACCCAAUGCCCAUGAGAGCAAAGAGUGGUAUCACGCCAGCUUGACUCGUUUGCAGGCUGAGCACAUGCUGAUGAGGGUCCCACGAGAUGGAGCCUUCCUGGUGCGCAAGAGGAGUGAACCCAACUCCUAUGCCAUCUCCUUCCGGGCGGAGGGGAAGAUCAAGCACUGCCGCAUCCAGCAGGAAGGUCGGCUCUUCAUGCUGGGCAGCUCGGCUGAGUUUGAGAGCCUCGUGGACCUUGUCAACUACUAUGAGAAGCACCCACUCUACCGCAAGAUGAAGCUGCGCUACCCCAUCAACGAGGAGACCCUGGAGAAGAUGGGCACUACUGAGCUGGACUAUGGAGCCCUCUAUGAGGUGCGGACCCCACACUUCUACGUGGAGGCCAACAAGAUGCCAAUGGCCAGGUGCACGGUGAAGGCUCUCUACGACUACAAAGCACAGCGGGAGGAUGAGCUGUCAUUCUGCAAGCAGGCCAUCAUCCACAACGUCGACAAGCAGGAUGGCGGCUGGUGGCGGGGGGACUACGGGGGCAAGAAGCAACUGUGGUUCCCAGCCAACUACGUGGAGGAGAUCGUCAACGCGCAAGCACAGGAGCAGGAUGAGGCUUCAUCGGAAAACAGUCCCCUGGGGAACUUCUUGAAAGGCUUCAUUGAUGUUCCAUCCUGCCACGUCGUUAUCUCCAAAGACGGGAGGAGCUCCAAACCAUUUGUCUUCACCAUCCAUUCCCAGCAGAUGUCCCACGCAGCCCAGUCGCUGGAUGUGGCCGCAGACACUCAGGAAGAACUCAGCGAGUGGGUGGCCAAGAUUCGAGAGGCCACGCAGAACGCCGACGCUAGGAUGCAAGAGGGGAAGAUCAUGGAGAGGAGGAAGAAGAUCGCGCUGGAGCUCUCGGAGUUGGUUGUGUAUUGCCGCCCGGUGCCGUUCGAUGAAGACAAGAUUGGCACGGACAAGGCGUGCUACAGGGACAUGUCCUCCUUCCCGGAGACCAAGGCAGAGAAGUACGCCAACCGCAGCAAGGGCAAGAAGUUCCUGCAGUACAACCGACGCCAGCUCAGCCGCAUCUACCCCAAAGGGCAACGUCUGGACUCUUCCAACUAUGACCCGUUGCCCAUGUGGAUCUGUGGUAGCCAGCUCGUGGCCCUCAACUUCCAGACACCUGACAAGCCAAUGCAGCUGAACCAGGCCCUCUUCAUGCUUGGUGGACGCAGCGGCUACGUCCUACAGCCUGACAUCAUGAGGGAUGAGACAUUCGACCCCUUCGACAAGAACAGCCUGAAGGUUGUGGAGCCCAUCACGGUGCAGCUGCAGAUCCUUGGUGCCCGGCACCUACCCAAGAAUGGGAGGAGCAUCGUAUGCCCCUUCGUGGAGGUGGAGGUGUGCGGCUCCGAGUACGACAACAGCAAGAACAAGACAGAUGUCGUAGCUGACAAUGGCUUCAACCCCGUGUGGCUCUUCAAGCAGUUCAUCUUUGACAUCAACAACCCCGAGUUUGCCUUCCUCCGCUUCGUAGUGUACGAGGAGGACAUGUUCAGUGACCCCAACUUCUUGGCACAAGCCACCUUCCCUGUCAAGGGCCUCAAAACAGGCUACCGGUCAGUGCCGUUGAAGAACAGCUACACUGAGGACCUGGAGCUUGCUGCCCUCCUCAUCCACAUUGAGAUCAUCAACGCCAAGGAGGAAGAUGAGGAGAACCUCUACUCAUCCAUCCAGCAGCUACGGGAUCGUGCCAGCGAGCUCUCCAGCCAGGUCUCCAGCUAUGAGCGCACCAACGGCUGCGACUCCCGCUACCAGCAGCGCCUCGAUGAGUUACGAGCAGCCCAGGAGAGGCUCAUGGAGCUCACAGAAGUCCGCAACCGCAAGUUGAUGGAGAAGAAGAAGAGAGACCGGCAGAUGGUCACCAAACGCAGUUGA